GAAGAAGCGUUUGCGCAGUUUGAACGGUAUCAUGGAUUGUUGAACUAAGUAAAGUUUUUUUUUUUUGACAAAUUAAUCUAUCAAUCUUGGGCACUGCCUGAUAUUCCGGAAACAGACGUUGUGUCAGUGGAACAUUAGUUUUAUCAAAUCAGCAAACUCUUAUCUCCUGAAGUUUAUCUCCCUAAGUUAAGAUGCCUGUCCAGUGCAGUAUUUGUAUGGAGAAACGCGCCGUGCUGAAACGCCCAAAGACCGGACACUCGUCAUGUAAAGAAUGCUUCUUUGGGGCUUUCGAGGAAGAAGUCCAUCAGACGAUUGUGUCAGCGCAGCUUUUUAAAUCCGGAGAGACUGUAGCGAUUGGUGCUUCUGGUGGGAAGGACUCCACAGUGCUCGCACAUGUAAUGAAGGUUUUGAAUGAGCGAUACAACUAUGGUCUUAAACUUGUACUGCUUUCAAUAGAUGAGGGAAUAACAGGUUACCGGGAUGACUCAUUGGAGACAGUGAAGAGGAACCAGCAGCAGUAUGAACUACCACUGAAAAUUGUGUCAUAUGAAGAGCUGUAUGGUUGGACGAUGGAUGCUAUAGUAAAGCAGGUUGGAUUGAAAAAUAACUGCACUUUCUGCGGAGUGUUCAGAAGACAGGCUCUGGACAGAGGAGCCGUUAUGCUUAAAGUGGAUAAGAUCUGCACAGGUCACAAUGCUGAUGAUGUGGCAGAGACCGUUCUGAUGAAUGUCUUGCGAGGAGACAUAGCCCGUCUACGCCGCUGCACUGCCAUUUCCACCAUCAGCGAAGGGGAAGGGGUUGUGCCUCGUUGCAAGCCACUCAAAUAUGCCUACGAAAAAGAAAUUGUGCUUUAUGCUUACUUUAAAAGGUUGGACUACUUUUCCACUGAGUGUAUCUACUCUCCCAAUGCAUAUCGUGGCCAUGCGCGAGCCUUCCUUAAGGACCUGGAGAGUAUACGGCCAAGCUCCAUCAUAGACAUCAUCCACUCAGGGGAGAACCUGUCAGUGCGAGAGGGGGUAAGGAUGCCAGUGCAAGGGACCUGCGGUCGAUGUGGCUACAUCUCUAGUCAGGCACUCUGUAAAUCUUGUGUGUUGCUGGACGGGCUGAACCGAGGCCUGCCAAAGUUGGGCAUAGGGAAACAUCACCGCCUUCAUGACAAAAUCCUCUCCCAGCAGCCUCUCACCGAAAAGGAACAGAGGAAGCUCAAAAUUGUAAACAUCUGAGAGUUAUUAGAAAUGUUCCUAUUUGCCUUUAAAGUGGAUUUUUGUUAAAUCAAGAAAAUCAAGUUGUCCAUUAUAUAGGGUAUUAAAUCUGAAAGUAGCAUACCAGUCACUACUGGUACCCAAGACAAGUAGUGAUCAGUAAUGCUUAGAAUUUGCAGGGGAUCAAAUUUUUCAUUUUGGAUACAGAUUAAUUAUGCCAUUUGCAACAUGUUUCCUCUAGACAUCAAAGCAUUCUUAUGAAGAUACCUUUCAGUCAUGGCUGAGUAGCGCAUGUGUUUACGGCGUGUUUGGCCAAAAAGUACAACAGAUACCUAGAAGAGGCUGGGAUCCUCCUAAUUGUUUUUGGAAAAUCUUGUAGCCAAACUAAACAUAUUGUCAGAAUAUGAGGAGUUCAAUAUAUUUAGAAAAUGUUUAUGCAUAGGAAUGACUAAAAUCUUUUAGUUUACAAUGCUUGAAACAUUGUGGAAGUAAACAAUAUACACAUAUGCACCCCUCUACAUUGCAACCCCCUAUUCUACAACUUGCCUAGUUCCUGUCUUUUAUUAAUUACUCUCCUGUUACAUUUGCUGAUUUCAAGAGAAAAUGGAUUGUUGUUGCUAACUUGUUUUCAAAGUGUGUUGUUUGAUGUAAUACAUUUCGCAUUUCCUGCUUUUUCUCUCUGAUCAGAGUGUGAUAGGAUUGAAAUAAACAUAACUGUUGCACCCUU
Molecule: messenger RNA, 1929 nt
Organism: Lampris incognitus (smalleye Pacific opah)
Lineage: Eukaryota; Metazoa; Chordata; Actinopteri; Lampriformes; Lampridae
Gene: ctu1
Product: cytosolic thiouridylase subunit 1 homolog (S. pombe)
Exons: 3
Coding region: 192-1223 (343 amino acids)
Biological process (GO): tRNA wobble position uridine thiolation
Cellular component (GO): cytosolic tRNA wobble base thiouridylase complex; mitochondrion
Molecular function (GO): tRNA binding
Source: RefSeq, a predicted model, not a curated record